Molecule: messenger RNA, 4454 nt
Organism: Drosophila grimshawi
Lineage: Eukaryota; Metazoa; Arthropoda; Insecta; Diptera; Drosophilidae
Gene: Sec24CD
Product: protein transport protein Sec24C
Exons: 7
Coding region: 325-4053 (1242 amino acids)
Biological process (GO): endoplasmic reticulum to Golgi vesicle-mediated transport; intracellular protein transport; COPII-coated vesicle cargo loading
Cellular component (GO): COPII vesicle coat; endoplasmic reticulum exit site
Molecular function (GO): zinc ion binding; SNARE binding
Source: RefSeq, a predicted model, not a curated record
CAACUUUACGUGGCAAACUGUCAAAUGCAACCAAUAAGCAGCAGCAGCAGAAAAAAAAAUCGAAUUAGCGAACUGACGUGGAAGUUCGUUUUUGCUUGGAAUUUGUGUUAGGAACUACGUUACCUCUUGGAAAGUAGAAAUUUAUUGCACAAAACCAGCCAGCGAACGUAACGAGACACGAUUAUCGUCGCUACAGCGCCUGGCAUCGUUUGAAGUCAUUAGAACGUGAACGGGAACGCGAACUUUGAGCUGCAAUUUUGAGCUGUGUUGUGUGAAAGUUGUUGCUACCUUUUUAUGUGCUCAUAUUGAGACGCGGAUAGAGCGAUGAAUCCCAAUAUGUAUGGCCCACCGCCAACGCAAUUCCAGCAGCAGCAGCCACAAUAUGCAGCAGCGCCACCUGUCAAUGGACCGCAGACGGGUUGGCCACAACAACAACAGCAGCCAGCACAGCAACAACAGCCGCCGCCGCAGCAGCAGCAACAACAACAACCGCCGCAGCAGCACCAACAACAACCGCAGCAGCAACCACCACAACAGCAACAAUAUGGCGCUCCAACAACGUCCGCUCAGCAGCCUUUUGUCAAUGGCAACUAUCAGCAGCUGGCCACGUCGAUGAGCGGCCUGAGUGUGAGCGGCAAUCCCUUGAAGCCCGCACAGCCGCCGCUGGCGAUGUCUUCGGCUGGAGUUGGAGCUGCUCCUGCUGCUGUUGCUCCACCGACGCCGUACAAUCAAUUUAAUGCAACUAGUAACGCCAACUUCAACAACAACAACAACGCCUAUGCAAAUGGCUCAAUGGCUCCGCCAGCAACGCUGCCACCACCCUCCUCGCUGUAUCCGCCCACAUCGACCCCAGGACCAGCCACAUCGGCUCCUGGACCAGUGCCGCAGAGUGUGCCCAGCGGCAUUAACAAGAUGACGAUGAACAGCGCUAGUUUGGCGGGCUUGCCGCAUAUGCCACCACCAAAAUCGGCGACACCUGGCCAACCGUUGCCACAAACAUCCAACGUAGCCGCUGCGCAGCUGCCACCAGCUGGGCCAGGAGCAGCACCAGUACAGCCGACGUCAUUAGCUCAGCAGCCGCCUGCAGUCUCAGCUGCUCCGCCCACAUUUGCGCAGCCUGGAAUGCCGCCUCAGCCGACUGCAGCUGGUGGACCAACUGGUAUGCCUUAUGGUGUGCCGCCGCCUGUCAACUUUCCGGGCGUCUACGCCACCAAUCAGCAAGCUCCGGCACCGGCUCCGGUUGGGUUUCCCGGCGCGCCACCCUCGCAGGCUCAACCAUUUGGUGCAGCUCCGCCGCCAACAGCCGGCUUUCCACAGCCUGGACAGCAGCAGGCGCAGCCACCGCAGCCUGGUUAUCCACCUCAACCUAUGCCCGGCUAUCCACCACAGCCUGGACAGGCGCCGCAGCAACAACCCAUGCCCGGCUAUCCACCACAGCCUGGACAGAAGCCGCCCAUGCCCGCUUAUCCACCACAGCCUGGACAGCAGCAGCAGCAGCCCAUGCCUGGCUAUCCGCCUCAGCCGGGACAGCAGCCUCCCAUGCCCGGCUAUCCGCCACAGCCUGGACAGCAGCAGCCUAUGCCCGGCUAUCCACCACAACCUGGACAGCACAUGCCGGGUUAUCCGCCUCAGCCUGGCAGCUAUCCAGGACAACCAGGACCCGGUCGUCCUGGCUUCAACCAACCACCAAUGCCAGGUGCUGCCAAUAUGUAUCAGCAGGCACCGCCGCGUCGCCUCGAUCCCGACCAGAUGCCAAAUCCCAUACAGGUAAUGAUUGAGAAUCAGCAAACGGCCGGCGGUGCCUUUGUGACCAAUCAGGCUGGCCUGUUGCCACCACUGGUCACCACCAAGUUUGUGGUCCACGAUCAGGGCAACUCCUCGCCGCGCUUCAUACGCUCUUCGCUCUACUGCAUACCCAACACGGGUGAUCUGCUGAAGACGACAGCGCUGCCUCUAUCGCUCAACAUUUCACCGCUGGCGCGCAUCGGCCAGGGCGAAAUGGAGCCGCCAAUUGUCAAUUUCGGUGACAUGGGUCCCAUACGCUGCAAUCGCUGCAAGGCCUACAUGUCGCCCAAUAUGCAGUUCGUGGAUGCUGGCCGGCGAUUCCAGUGUCUCAUGUGCAAGGUCACAACGGAAGUGCAUCCUGACUACUAUCAGCAUUUGGAUCACACCGGGCAGCGUGUGGAUAAGCACGAGCGACCAGAAUUGCUGCUGGGCACUUAUGAGUUUCUCGCCACGAAGGAUUACUGUCGCAACAAUACGACGCCAGAGGUGCCAGCGUUCAUUUUUAUCAUAGACGUCUCGUACAACACAAUUAAGUCGGGCCUGGUGCAUUUGCUGUGCUCGCAGAUUAAGCAUAUACUCAAGCAUCUGCCAGUGGAUCAGGGCCAGGACAAGUCGAAGGUGCGCGUCGGCUUCAUAACCUACAACAGCACCGUGCACUUCUACAACAUUAAGAGCAGCUUGGCACAGCCACAGAUGAUGGUUGUGGGUGAUGUGCAGGAGAUGUUUAUGCCGCUGCUCGAUGGUUUCCUUUGCCAUCCCGAGGAAUCGGCGGCGGUGAUCGAUGCGCUCAUGGAGGAAAUUCCUCGCAUGUUUGUUGACACCAAGGAGACAGAGACUAUACUCUAUCCAGCCAUACAGGCUGGCCUCGAGGCUCUCAAGGCCUCGAAUGCCUCAGGCAAGCUAUUGGUCUUCAACUCAACGUUGCCAAUCGCCGAGGCGCCUGGCAAGCUCAAGAAUCGCGAUGAUCGCAAGCUGCUCGGCACAGAUAAGGAGAAGACGGUUUUGACACCGCAAACGACAGCCUACAAUACACUUGGGCAGGAGUGUGUGCAGCAGGGCUGCUCCGUUGAUCUGUUCGUGUUCAAUAAUGCCUACAUUGACAUCGCCACAAUUGGCCAAGUGUCGCGUCUGACGGGCGGCGAGGUCUACAAGUAUACCUACUUCCAGGCGGAGCUCGAUGGCAAGCGUCUCAUCGAGGACAUCAUCAAGAACGUAUCGCGUCCAAUCGCCUUCGAUGCGGUGAUGCGUGUUCGCACCUCGGCGGGCAUACGACCCACUGAAUUCUUUGGGCAUUUCUUCAUGACCAACACCACAGAUGUGGAACUGGCCAGCAUUGAUGCUACCAAAUCGGUGAGCAUUGAGAUUAAGCAUGAUGAUAAGCUGCCGCCGGAGGAGAACAUCUAUAUACAGGUAGCCCUGCUUUACACCUCGUGCAGCGGGCAGCGACGAUUGCGCAUAUUGAAUCUGGCGCUGCGCGUGACUGUGACCAUAGCGGAUGUGUUCAAGUGCUGCGAUCUGGACGCUAUGAUGCUGUUCUUUGCAAAGCAGUCGUGCUUCAAGCUGAUGGAGCACUCACCCAAGCAGGUGAAAGACAAUCUCAUACAGCGAGCCGCUCAGAUUUUAGCCUGCUAUCGCAAGCACUGCACAUCGCCAACAUCAGCUGGCCAGCUGAUACUGCCCGAGUGCCUCAAGCUGUUGCCAUUGUACUCGUCCUGUCUGCUGAAGAACGACGCUGUCUCUGGCGGCUCCGAUAUGACUCUGGACGAUCGCUCCUAUGUAAUCCAAUUUGUGCUGGCCAUGGAUCUAAAUAUGUCCGUCAACUAUCUGUAUCCACGCUUCAUUCCCAUACACACCGUGGAGACUGAUGAGACGUCGUUGCCGACGCCAGUGCGCUGUACCCAUGAAAAGAUCACCGAGGAUGGCGCCUACAUUUUGGAGAACGGAGUGCAUCUCUUCGUUUGGCUGGGCCAAUCGCUUUCACCCACUUUUGUGCAGUCGGUGUUCGGUGUCCAAUGCACGCAGCAGGUGAAUGCCGAGCGUUUCGCAAUCACCGCGGAUACGCCACUCGCGCGUCGCAUUACGGAUAUUAUCGAUCAGAUUAUGAAGGAGCGUACGCGCUACAUGCGGGUCACCUGUGUGAGGCAGAACGAUAAGCUGGAGAGCGUGUUCCGGCACUUUCUCAUUGAGGAUCGCGGCACAGAUGGCUCGGCUAGCUAUGUGGAUUUCCUGUGCCACAUGCACAAGGAGAUCAAGGACCUGUUAAGUUAGCACGUAGGCAGCGCGUACAAACUGCCGACUGCCAUCAGCAUUGCGACUGAGGAGCGCUGGUCCAGGAGCUACUCACAGAAUCGGGCACGGAUGCGUCGCCUAUCGCUGAACAGUCGUCGUUUCAAAUGAGCGUGAUGGCAUCUAUUUAUAGCAUAAAGCGCAGUAAAACACUUCAAUUAUAUAUAUACAUAUAUACAUAUUUAGCGCUGCGACUUCAUUGCGAGGCGGUUAAAUCUUCCAUAAUUUUUUAAUUAAACUUUCCACAUAUUUUGCAUGUUCUCUUCGAUGUCAAUCUUUAGUAUUCGCUAUGCUUAUCUUGUGUGUGUAUGUAUGUAUUCCUGCGCUAUAAACAUUUGUUAAACGAGCAAACGCAAUUAGACAAAUACUUUAUUUCUGUUCAA